AUGGAGCAGAAACACGGUAAACCACCCGCGAAGCGCACGCGUUUCAACUACGAGGACACGAUCAAAGUCGUCGUUGGAGAAGGUGAAGCUGAGCGGACCUUCACAAUGCACAAGGAUAAGAUAUGCGCGCGCUCGCCGUUCCUUCAAGCAGCGUGCCUGACGCGACAUCGAAUGGGCCUGGACAACUUUAUCUUCUUGGAAGAGCAGGAGCCUGAGCUCUUUGAGUUAUACGUCAACUGGGUCUAUACCGGUCAGGUGGACGCGAGCAUCCUCUCCCAACCUCAAGCGCAGCCAGACAAUAACGAUAAGCGCCCAACAUACCUCCAACUCGGCAAAGUCUGGGCCUUGGGCUACUACCUCCAGGACACCAAACUCCGCAAUAAGAUCGUCGACAUGGUCAUCACCAUGGUCAACAAAACGCCCGGUAUCAUUUCCGCGCCGGUUCUGAGGCUCGUGUGGAGGGGAGUACCAGAGGGCUCAACGCUUCGACGCUUGUAUACGCAGAUAGAGGUCUGUCAUGCGAGCUCGUCAGACUUCAAGAACAAUAUUGAUGCGUGGCCGGUUGAAGUGCUGGAGGAGGCUACGAUGAGAUUCUGCGCAAGGGAAGUGCAGGAUGCGGCUUCUGUGCCGAAGUGGUGGGAUAGGUGCACGUAUCAUGAGCAUGAGGUGGGAGAUCCGAAAUGUCCUUAG
This is a messenger RNA of Fulvia fulva, 690 nucleotides long. RefSeq lists its product as uncharacterized. The transcript has 2 exons. Bases 1 to 690 code for a protein of 229 amino acids. The record is from RefSeq and is a predicted model, not a curated record. Lineage: Eukaryota; Fungi; Ascomycota; Dothideomycetes; Mycosphaerellales; Mycosphaerellaceae. Gene Ontology annotation, molecular function: protein binding.